Messenger RNA from Dioszegia hungarica, 1308 nucleotides. RefSeq lists its product as uncharacterized. The transcript has 5 exons. The coding region runs from base 1 to 1308 and encodes 435 amino acids. Lineage: Eukaryota; Fungi; Basidiomycota; Tremellomycetes; Tremellales; Bulleribasidiaceae. Gene Ontology annotation, cellular component: cytoplasm; membrane. The record is from RefSeq and is a predicted model, not a curated record. Gene Ontology annotation, molecular function: protein binding.
AUGUCUCACACGCCCACACCACCCACCCCACAGGGUAAUGCAGCUACACCAAAACCCACGUUAGCAGGUGUCAGAGUAAGGCAGAGAAAGGGCGCAGCAAAGGCAACCGCAAAGCUGGAUCCAGAAGGCUUCCGCGACUCGCUCCUCCUCCACCUCGCACUCGUCCCAGAGCCGCCUACCGUCUCUGCCCUCGUCGACAAGCUCCUCGCGGCAGGCGCCACCCUCGAGCUCCUUAAAUACUACGAGCAGCUCUUUGAGGUCCUCUUCAUUGGCGGUCUCCUCCAGCCGGGUGGAUCCUACCUCGACGACAAGCGGUCUCCCGUCUAUGUCCUCCAGCCCGCGUCCGAGCAUGACGCCCCUACCGAUGGAGGCGAGGUCUUCAACCCCGUCACGGGCAUGGUUGAGACCCUCAAGCGGGUAAUGCAGCGGUUCAAGUACCUGCAGAAACCUCUCGAGGAGAACUUCCUGCCCGACAUCCUCGGCUACCUUCCUAAAUGGGAACCCGCCCAACGCGCUAAAUUUGCCGAGGCCGUCGCGCUCCUCAUCGUCGAGGUCGGCAUCUCCCCCAAGUGUCUCUUGACGCUCACAAGGGAUCACGUCGUCAAGGACAAUGUAUCCCUCAACUUCCUUACCGCCUUCGCCAAGACCUACCUGUCCAAGCAAAACAUGGACCACCUCGGCCUCACGUUCCGCCGCUCCGGACUCAAGGAUAUCGCCUUGACAGUCCCGCACCAGACGCGAAGCAGGAAGCAGGUCGAGGACCACUUCAAGGCGGAGGGACUGCCGCAGGUCGCAGAGUGGUACACCAAGAUGGCGAUGAAUGAGAGCAAGGAGGAUUUGGUGCAGAACAUUGUGAGGAUGAUCAAUGACGAGGAGCCAGUCGACCAGAUCCUCGAACAGCUCCAAACUGGCCAGGCAGAAAAGCCAGUCCCAGACACCGACAUGGUCGACUGGAUCUGGCAAGCCCUGAUGAAAUCCUUUGACUGGUCAGCUCGCCCAGACCAGAUUGACGCAGCGAUGGUUCAGCACAUCACUACCUACGCACCCCUCCUCGAAGCAUUCGCCAACGGCGCCAAGGCCGAAGUGACCCUGAUCAACGCCGUCCAAGUCUACUGCUACACCGAUACCCGGCUGCUCAAGACCUUCCCGCACAUCCUCAAAGUCCUGUACAACAAGGACUGCGUGUCGGACCAGGCGAUCAUUUAUUGGCAUCAGAAGGGGGCGAAGCCGAAUGGGAAGCAGCAUUUCUUGAAAAUGACCGAGGCGAUGGUCAAGUUCCUCGAGGAGCAGGACUCGGACGAGGAGUAG